Molecule: messenger RNA, 360 nt
Organism: Olea europaea var. sylvestris
Lineage: Eukaryota; Viridiplantae; Streptophyta; Magnoliopsida; Lamiales; Oleaceae
Product: probable carbohydrate esterase At4g34215
Exons: 1
Coding region: 1-360 (119 amino acids)
Source: RefSeq, a predicted model, not a curated record
AUGUGGAAGGAGGCACAUGAACCUCUUCAUGGAGGCAUCAACGCCCUUAAUAAACAUUGUGGGGUGGGACCAGGGAUGUCAUUCGCUAAUCUAGUGCUCGAAGGUGAUCAUUGCAUCGGGGUGAUCGGUUUAGUCCCUUGUGCUAUUGGUGGUAAAUGGGGCUCCCAUCUUUAUAAGCAGCUCUUAAAGAGGGCUAAUGCGGCACUACAAGAUGGAGGCAAAAUUCGGGCUAUACUAUGGUGUAAAGGUGAAAGUGAUUCUUUAGAUGAAAUUAGUGCUACAAUGUAUAAGAUGAGAUUGAUAGAGUUUUUCCUUCACAUCCGGGGAGAUUUAGCUUCCCCAGCACUCCCAACUCUUUAG